AUGAUGUUCGGCGGGCGCGCACGGCCGCACCUGGACCGGCGGUUGCUGCGCGCGCCCGGCCGCGCGUCGCGCCCAAGAAGCAGUUCAUCUGCAAGUUCUGCAACCGCCAGUUCACCAAGAGCUACACCUGCUCAUCCACGAACGCACGCACACGGACGAGCGGCCCUACUCGUGCGACAUCUGCGGGAAGGCCUUCCGCCGACAGGACCACCUGCGCGACCACAGCGCUUUGGAGCAUUGCGCUACUGUGUGUGUUGCGAUGUGUGGAGUGCUGCUGUGGGUGAUAUGUCACGCGCGUAG
This is a messenger RNA of Gryllus bimaculatus (two-spotted cricket), 300 nucleotides long. The record is from the annotation of a GenBank genome assembly. NCBI's taxonomy places the organism in Eukaryota, Metazoa, Arthropoda, Insecta, Orthoptera, Gryllidae.